This is a messenger RNA of Apis florea (little honeybee), 1460 nucleotides long. RefSeq lists its product as uncharacterized. The record is from RefSeq and is a predicted model, not a curated record. NCBI's taxonomy places the organism in Eukaryota, Metazoa, Arthropoda, Insecta, Hymenoptera, Apidae.
GAUCUUUUUUUUUCUCUCCCUUCUUUUUUUCGUUUCUCCCCUCCCCCCCCCAAAAAAGAAAUUUCUUUUCAUUCAUUGGAAGAAUAACCUCUUACCACGAUCUCGCGUCUCGCUUGGCGUCGGGACCUGUUGCAGGAAUGGUUGCAUUGCUGUCGUUGUUACGGUCGGAUUGUAAGCAGCAGCAGUCACAGCCACAACAGCAGCAGCAGCAACAACAGCAGCAGCAACACGCCAGCAAGAAGACUCGGCCUUCGUCAUCGAGCACGUCGACCACCACAACGACGAGAGGCGGUAUCGUUCUAGCGAGCAGACGCGUGAGCAACACUUGGGACAGUAACAGCUACGACAGUGGAAACGAUAAUGGCGGUGGCGCACGCGCGUCCACGCGCGAGGUCGUAUUUCCCGACUCGUUCGAGGUGUUGCCCCAACCUUGCGAUCUGAGCGUUGUUUACAUGGGCGUGCCGCACGAGCAGCAACGAAAGUUCAGGUGUCAAUUUUGCGGGAAAGGUUAUAGGUGGAAGAGCACGAUGCGCCGCCAUGAGAUGGUCGAGUGCGGCGGGAAACCGCCUGCCUUUCAGUGCCCCAUGUGCCCGUACAAGGCGAGGCAACGCGGCAAUUUGACCGUGCAUUACAAACGGCAUCAUCAAAAGAUCGAGUACGACGAGGCCGCCUAAUUUUCUUGGCGCACGGAUAAUUAAUUUUUGCGCUUGGCCGAUGCUCCUCCUUGGAAAAAUUAUUUCGCAACGCAGAUAUCUAAAGAUAAUCGAUAAUCUUUAUGCUUGCGUGUGGUUUUUAAUCGUAACAGUCGUAUGACGGGUCAUACGUGAUACGACUGUCAGAUUUCGCCCUUCUUUACCGAUAGAUUUUAUUGCGCUAUGUAAAAUUGGGGAUUAUCAUCGGAGGAGAUGCUUAAGCGACGUUUUUGAGUAAUGCAGGGUGAUUCGAAAUCAAUCUUUAAGAACAUUCUCGAUGAUAAGCCUACGUUUGUAGCUUUCAUUGGCCUUCAGGUAUAAAGAAAAGGAGUUAUCGAAAAUAAUUUUGCCUAAAUACCGCGAUGUUAAUAAUCCUGUUUCUAACAGAAGAAAGUUAAAUUGAAUGAUCUCUGGUCCGCUAGAAAUUGGUACGAUAUUUAUAACAGUUCGCGAACGUUAACAUCUACAUGCAAAUAUGAAAUUGUCAAUUAUUUAAACUUUAGAUGCUACUUUUUGAGUUCACUGACGAGAGAAUCAUCUUAUAUAUAUAUAUAUUUUUUUUGUGUGUAAACGAUUCCGUCUAUUAUUCCCUUUCAUCUGACUUAUCGUGUCUUAAUUUUUUUUUUUUUCCGUUUCUUUUUCUUUUUCUUUUUCUCAGAUGCUGUACAUAGCGUACGUAAAAGGAAUCGUUUGAUCUUUUUUUUUUUCUCGAGUUUGUUACCUCAAUACCGCGAAUUUAACACGUAUCUCGACAAUCUCUGUACAUAA